ACGUACACAUUUCCAUUCCCAAUCAAGGCAGAGUCCGAUUAAUACAUAGAUUUCCUUCCAUGUAAAUCAAAAUCAUUUUCUGUACUUCACCCUCCAAUUCAUACGGUCAGAGAGAAACCCAAGGCUCGAAGCGUUCUCUUGCUAUAUCCAAUCCCCCCCAAAAAUCCCAUUGUUCUUCCAACUAUUCUUAUUUUUCACAGAUACCCUUUUGUUUUUUUUAUCAAUUGGGUAGCCAAUUCUUGCCGAUCCAGAUUAGUCCAUGCAAGAAAUCUACCUGGUUUCUUGAGUUCAGGUAAAAUGCCGAUAACCCAUUUAUAGAUCUCUCAGAAUUAUUACUGUGACUGCUGUAUAGUGUUUCUUUUUGUCUUUUUACUUUGUAUGGUUGUUGAGAAGAUGGAGGAACAGAAAAGAAAAUGGAAUGAUUGUUGUGCUUUAUGGUUUUUUAACCACUGGAAAGUUUGUAAACCUGAAUUACUCGGAGGGAAAAAGAAGAAAGUUGAACCGGAAGUAGUGCAAGUAGUUGGUUUGCUUUGCUGAGCGAAGUUUUUAGAUUCAUAGGGCCUCGGUUGAUGAAAUUCAAUAUGAAAGUCUGAUUUUUACCCGUUUCCUAUAUUUUUUCUUGCUUUUCAAUGAAGUAUUAUUGUCACUCGACAUGAUUUUCCUUAUUUGAGUUUUUUUUUUUUUUUUUACUUCUAUCUGCAUAUCUUCUUCUUCUUUUUCUUUGGCUUUUCUUUGUCAGGCUUUGAUUUUGUGAUUGCAAGUGUUGAAGUGGAGAAAACCCAGAAAGUUUUAAGUGGGAAAGUUUGGCAUUGGUCUUUCCGACCAAUGAGAACCUUAGUAGUUCUAAAUUGGAAAUGAUCGCCGAAGAUGAUGGGGAUUGAAAGUCGGCAUUGAACUUUUUAGGAAAUGAGUCGCUCUCCUUCAUUCACAGUGAAGACAGAACUUAGUCCAAAGCUUGAUCCUGAGUCUUUGCGGCAAUGGGUUGUGGCCUUUUGCAUUAUUAGAUUUGAUCUUGAGCAGGGCCAGCUCAUUGAAGAGUGUUACCCACCUGGCUGUCUUACACAAGAUGAGGAACUUGAGAUCGCUUUUAGUUCUUUCCCAGAUUCGGUUUCCCAGCACCAGAACCGGUCAAGUAUACACGAUUGUAUCUUCUUUUUCCGGUUUCGAAGGCAGGAUGAUUCUCGACUGGUCCAUGUCUCUUCCUCCGAGAGAUCUGAGGAUGGUAAGGAGUUAUUUCCGGACAAAAGAAAUCUCAGAAGGUCCAACAAUAGCUAUAGUAAUAAAGCUUCGAGAUACAUGUAUGGUUAUGUUUUUAAUAGACAGAGACACGAUGAGAGGCUAAAGCGAGGUGGGGAACAGAAGUCUGUGGUAAUUUUGUCCCUUAGUCCUUACUCCAGUGUGUUUAGACCUCUGUUACAAAUAAUGGGUCCAUUGUAUUUUGACAUUGGAAAGAAAGCUCUUGAGCAUAUUGCUGCUUAUGUUUCAUUGUGGCCUGCUCCUGUACCCGGUAAGCUAAUGGAGCUUCCUAUAGGGAAUGCUACACUUAAAGUGAACUUGCCACCUGCACAUAGCUUGCCCUUGGAAAGUGGAAUGUCGUUUGAAGAGUCUGCUUCCUCUAUGGCUCCAUUACUUCCUAAUAAUCAGUCAGUACCCCAGGGUCUUUUCCAUGAUUCAGAUCUUUUUGGUGCAUUCCGGGGCCUUCUAUUGCAGCUUUGGGUGUUGUGGGAGUUGUUACUCAUUGGUGAACCUAUUCUUAUCAUUGCACCAACACCUCCCCAGUGUUGUGAGGCUGUUGCCAGUCUUGUGAGUUUGGUUGCACCACUACUUUAUAGUGUUGAUUUCAGGCCUUAUUUUACCAUCCAUGACCCUGAAUUUGCCCACUUGAACUCGCUUCAAGAAGGAGACACUUUUCCUCUUAUGGUUUUGGGUGUGACAAACCUCUUUUUCCUCAAGGCUCUCCGUAACAUCCCCCACAUCGUUUCAGUUGGAAGCCCUGCUCCCAGCUCAAACCGGCUUGCCCUCACAACAAGGUCUUCUACUGGCAAAAUCUCUGCUAGAUCAGAAGUAUUUGGUCUUCAACAGCUUUCCUUGAAGAAGCUUUCUCCUUCAAAUUUGUUAAGUGCUGUGAAGUUGAGAAGAGAUGGUCCUCUUUGUCUUAUGACGGAACAUAAGGAAGCCAUUUGGAGCACUUAUGCUGCAAUAACGAAGCCGGACACGUCUAUCUUGAAUAGGCUUAUAGAUGCUGGGAUGUCACCUAGGGUUGAGGAGUCAAUGUCAGUUGUUAACAAUGAGAUAUUGCGGCGGCAUUUCUUGGAGCUCACUACCAACUUUUUGGCCCCUUUUGGUCCAUAUUUUAGGACUAAGACACCUUCAGAAGGUUCUCCUCCAUUUUUUGACCCUCCCCCUCUCCCUGCAUUUAUCGCUGAUGAAUUCCUUGCAAGUUUGUCCACAAGAGGUCCAGGGAAGUUCUUAUCAAAGAGAAUGAAGUCCAACUGGCUCGAUUUAUACAGGCGUUUUCUGAAAGGACCCAAUUUCAUGCCAUGGUUUCAAAGAAGGCGUGCUGUUGCUGAACAAGAACAACAUAAACUGUGGAGACAGGCAAGGAUAAACACCGACAUACAACAGUUUAUUUCUAAAAUGUCUGAGUUGGAAAUUGUAGAUUCAUUCAAUGCUAUUGAGAGGCAUCUUCUUGGAGAAAUACAGCUGCAGCAAUCUGGAAGGGCUAGUGCAGACUCUGCAUCAACUUGCCAGAAACUGAAAGGAGACCUGCAGGCUGUUUUCUAUGUGCUUCCAAAAGACAUGCAGCAGCUUCUGCUUUUGAACCCACAAAGAGCAGCUCUCCUACAAGGAAGUUCUGAUCCGACAAAACUUCCCGGGCGCCCGUUGGCACAAGUUGGGGUUGUCUCUUCCACUUCACCCAGAUAAUACUAAAAAGCAUGGGUGGGAAAUAGAUUGACUAUGGCAUGGAUGGUGUUCUCAUGCUGCUGAAGGACAGGAAAUGUGAUUAUAUUGUAGCUUCCGUCAGCUGGCAGACUGGGAGUUCUCUGACUUAGGGCACAAGUGAUCUACAAGAUGCACAAGAAUCACAAAUCUGUCUAUUGAAUCACCUGCUCCCCCAAGCACUCUUUGAGAUAAUUUCAACUGUAGAAACAAAUCCAAUUAUUCAAAAUUCGUGGAAUUGGUAUUUGCCUUUUUAGUGGAAGUCGAAGCUUCUUCAUGUCUUCAUUUUGAAGGACCCAACUGUAAGCUAGAAAUGUGUAGAAUAACUCAGAAAGAGUAGUUUUCAUAAUCUUAUCAAUAUUUUCAAUCUUUCAUGAACUGGUGGAUCGAGUUAUUUUAAGGCGUUUGUCAAAAGUUUUGUAAAAUGAAGUGUUAGUGAAUAAUUUUUAUGUAUACAGAUAUAUUUUGAGACAAGGAAAGUAGUGGUUGCCAA
Alnus glutinosa is the source of this 3433-nucleotide messenger RNA. RefSeq lists its product as uncharacterized. Gene Ontology annotation, cellular component: recycling endosome. The transcript is spliced from 4 exons. NCBI's taxonomy places the organism in Eukaryota, Viridiplantae, Streptophyta, Magnoliopsida, Fagales, Betulaceae. The record is from RefSeq and is a predicted model, not a curated record. The coding region runs from base 907 to 2925 and encodes 672 amino acids. Gene Ontology annotation, molecular function: guanyl-nucleotide exchange factor activity.